GUGCUUUCUCACAACCGCGUGGGCUGUCACAGCUCCCAGGGACUCAAGGUCUCCCUGCUGAGAUUCUCUACCCUAAAGAAUCCAGCAACCAUGAGGACACGAAGGAACCGUACUAUGGACGGGCCGGAGCGUCCGCCGUAUCCUGGCAGGCAGCUGUUUGUUCUCGCUCUCUGCCGGAUAUGCGAGCCCAUUGCGUUCAUGUCCAUCUUUCCUUACAUCUAUCACAUGGUGAAGGACUUCAACUUUGCCGAUGACGAGAGCCAAAUCUCGUUUUAUGCCGGCAUGGUGACCUCAGCGUUUACCUUUGCCGAGUUCUCCACAAGCGUCUUCUGGGGAAGACUGAGCGACAAGAUCGGCCGGAAACCGGUGCUGCUUAUGGGAAUGGCGGGAACCGGCCUGAGCGUCCUCAUCUUCGGCUUCGCGCCCAACCUCCAGGUUGCGCUGUUCGCGCGCGCUCUAGGCGGAUUCCUAAACGGGAACAUCGGCGUGUUGCAGACAACUGUGGGCGAGCUGAUCACAGUCAAGGAACAUCAACGUGAGUCGUCACACAGUCACAGGCUGCAGAACGGGGCACUGACACGAUGCUCAGCUCGGGCGUACGCGGUCAUGCCAUUGGUCUGGUGCAUAGGCUCGAUCGUUGGACCUAUGAUCGGCGGCGCUCUUGCGAAGCCGGUCGAGAGACUGCCCUCAGUAUUCGCUCCAGGCAGUCUCUGGGACCGAUUUCCGUACCUUUUGCCGAACCUGUUCAGUGCCAUCUGCGUCUCGCUCGGCGUCGUCAUUGGCAUUCUGUUCUUGGAAGAGACGCACGCGGAGAAGAAGCGAAACCGGGAUCGGGGAGUGGAGCUUGGAAACUACCUGCUCUCCUGCCUGCCUGGCAUGGGUGGCGAGGGCAAGGGCAAGUCGCCAGCCAAGGAUUCCGAGGAGCAGCCUCUCCUUUUAACAGUGGAAGAUCCCUUGCCUGGGUACGUCGCCGGCGGGGCCUCGGCUGGGCCAUCACCGGCCGCGACCGCCUCCCAGCAGGAACUGCUCGAAGUUGAAGCUGGAUGCGGCGGGCAGUCCUUGAAACUGGAAACGAAACCUGUGACAAGGAUAUUUACCAAGCCUGUUCUCACCAUUAUUGCCUCCUACGGCAUCCUUGCGUUUCACACCAUGGCAUUCGACGCGUUGCUUCCGGUGUUCCUCAGCACAAGCCCGCCGGAGCCUCGGGUGCCGCCAUCCCUCCCCUUCAAGUUUGCGGACGGCUUCGGUCUGGACACUAAAACCAUUGGCUUCAUCCUGUCGGUCCAGGGCCUCUACUCGAUGACAUCGACACACUUUCUGUUCCCCCUGGUCACGGAAAGGUUGGGCCCUCUCCGCCUCUUCAGACUCAUGUCUGUCUUGUACCCGGUGCUGUACUUCUUCGUGCCGUACAUCGUCCUAUUCCCCGAGAGCGUUCGUAUGGCCAGCGUCUACUUCAUCGUCGUGUGGAAGUGCACGUUCUCGACGCUGGCCUACCCCAGCAACGCCAUCCUCAUCACCAACUCGGCACCGACGACUCUGACUCUCGGGACGAUCAAUGGCGCGGCGGCCUCGACCGCGAGCCUGUGCCGGGCGUUGGGGCCCAUCAUAUCGGGGUUUCUGUACACCGUCGGCUUGGAGAGCGGCUACUCGGGCCUGUCCUGGUGGGUGACCGGCCUGGUCACGAUCGCGGGUGCUUUCGUUGGGCUGAAUAUCACGGAGCCUCGCGGGAGGAUGGACGAGAAGGACGACAUCGAGGCGGCCCCCGAAUCGCAGCAGAGCACCUGGGACGGCCCGGAAGCGAACCAACGGCGGGCGGAUCACGAUUGAGUCUGCCGGCACAGUCAGUUCGCACGGAUUCUUGGACCGGCAUGGCCGGAUUCCCCUGGGGGGUUAUCCUCCGCCGCCCU
Molecule: messenger RNA, 1907 nt
Organism: Thermothielavioides terrestris NRRL 8126
Lineage: Eukaryota; Fungi; Ascomycota; Sordariomycetes; Sordariales; Chaetomiaceae
Exons: 5
Coding region: 115-1827 (570 amino acids)
Biological process (GO): transmembrane transport
Molecular function (GO): transmembrane transporter activity
Source: RefSeq, a predicted model, not a curated record